UACGGCAGCAGUCAUGUUCUCAAGACUGAGGCGUCUAAUUAGGAGAGCAGAUGGAGAAUGUCCAGAGAACAGAGAGAGGCAGGAGGAGGCUGACGCUCAAUUUGGGCUUAAAGCAGGAAGGAACAAAUGGUUCUGGCGAAAACGCAAUGCUGAUACGGUGCCAUCAUCCAAACCAAGGCCCCGUACCCAGAAACAGAUGCAGAAGGAAAUGGAGAGGCUGACCAAGGAGCUGCAGCUGAUGACCAGCCAGAGAAAUGAGCUGCGAGAUCAUGUGAUCUUUAUCACGGAAGGAAAGGUGGAUGAUAGGCCCUACCACCCGCCCAAUCCCCUGAAUGAGAAAGUGAAGCUGCAGCACAAACAGGCCUUGUCAGCACUACAGCGCCUGGAGGACGAGAACACCAAGGCCUCAGAACAGCUGAGCGAGCUGAUCAAGGAGACCGUCCUGUAUCGGGAAGGCAGGAGGAGGUGUGCAGGGCCUUACUAUGCAGUGUGUCUCUCUAGCGGUCUCCACAGCCUGAUCCUGAUGCAACAUAGGCAGCUGGAGAAGAAGGUGGACCUGCUGAGGCAGGAGAAGAAGAAAUUGCGGGAUGAUUGGAUUCUACUGAUGCAACACGUAGAGGACUUGAAAGUGCUCUGUAAGGACCAAGAAGAGAACAAUGACGUCAACACCCAGCAACAACAGGAGCUCAAGGGCUUGGUGGAAAGACUUCAGUUCCUGCUGAAGCAGAAGAAAACAGACACCCAGAAAAAGGACUUAGCAGAAAAGCUGCGUCAUCACUUUGAGUUCUCCCAGAUGAGGUUCAAAACCCUGCAGUGUAAGGUGGAAGAGGUCACAGCCAAGGAUGAGUUCCCCUUGCAGAAGGAGCUGCUACAGCAAGAGCCACCUGCUGAGCCCCAUCCGCAGCAACUUCUUAAUUCCAGGGAUGAACUUUAUUCUUCAAAUUUGGAUUCCAUCAUGGAAUAGGCCUUGAAUAUGUCUAGCCAGUGACCCAGUAUGGCUGCUUCUGGGUCUUGAUUCCCUUUCUUUCUUUAUAACACUCCCUGAGAGAACUGAGGAAGCCAAAGGGAGCCACAGGCACCUUGAAACCAUCACAUUCUUCAUAUUAGGAUCAAAGUCUCCAGACAAAAAGACACCCCCUGUAACUGUGAACCCACCAGUGAAGGAAAUACCAGAUGACCUCCAGGUGGUCAUGCCCAAUCUGAUCCAUGUGUCUGUUGACUCCAUUUUCAUAAAGAAAAGAAACCAUCAAAACCAUGCUUGGAGUACGGAAAACCAGAGAAAAAAGUUACUCCAAAGGCUACAUCUACCAUCAAGUGACCUCAGCCUUGGGGAGAAUAUGACAUAGAACAGAAGAGAAAUGACUACAGACAUCUUGAGAAAGCUGUUCCAAUCGUUGGCAGCCUCACCACCAUGGCUAUGAGGGAAUGCUACUUAGUUUAAUUUUUGUUUGGUUUUGUUCUAAAUUUUUGUUUCUAUUUGUUUCAGAUUUGGCUUUGUUACUUUGAUGUUAUCUGUUCUUGUUAUUGAUUUUCAUAAUUUGUUAAGAGUAUUAUCUAGUGUUUAUGUUGAAUGCCCGUUAAAGCCCCCUUUGAGAAAAAUGUAUUCUUUUUUGAGAUUUCAAAGUUAAUUUAUUUCACAGAGAUGAAAAUAAUCAAUAGUAAACUCCAAAGUGUUAUGUGGCCAGCCUGCCACAAGUGCCAAUAAUUGAACUCGAGGCCUAAUGGAGUGUUUUCUGUAUUUGAACUUUUGGUGCAGCCGACAGAUUAUAGUCAUAGAAAAGGCAAACUGGCUUUGCAGAGUUGAUUCAGAAUGGGACUUUUAACAAAAUAACAGACCAGGCUUAUUGGUAAAUACAAUAGCCCCAAAGAGAGAAGUACCAUUCCAAGAGAAAUCUGAAGAGUGGUUCACUAUUAAGAAAGAGCAAGGUAGAUGUAGUCAAUAUUUGUCUUAAACGUAAUGAUGCCUUUAUGCCCUAUAUUUACUCUCUACCUAAUUACUAGUUCCUUGAUACAUGUUUCAAAUAUUUUACUAUUCAACAUUUUAUCAUAACUGUGAACCAUAAAUCGUUGAUUUUAAAAUAUAUUCUUGCAUUAAAAUUUUAAAAUUGUCAAAUGACCAAUUAUAUCAAUUUUAUCAACAUUAAAUUAUAAAAUUGAUGGUAAUUAAUUAAAAGACAAAGAAUGUAUUAGUGAUCAUUGUUAUGGAUAAAUAUAUAAUUUUUCUAAACUAAAAUAUCUAUAGUUGUAUAAGUGCUAUUAAACUUCCUAAAAUUCACAGGAACUUCAAAAUAGUGAGUCU
Myodes glareolus (Bank vole) is the source of this 2299-nucleotide messenger RNA. The record is from RefSeq and is a predicted model, not a curated record. NCBI's taxonomy places the organism in Eukaryota, Metazoa, Chordata, Mammalia, Rodentia, Cricetidae.